AUGUCGGUGCUCAUCACGGGCGGUCUCUCAGCGUUCUCCGUCAAACUGUCUGAAGUGCUUCUGGCGCAAGGCACUCGUGUCCACCUCCUUCACAACGGACAAAACGAGACGGUAAGUGCGAUGGUCGGAAAACGCGCUCUAUUGAUAAUUUUUGCGUAGAUCCCCAAGGCGCUGCUCGCUCAUCCGGCCUUCGUUCUGCUCAAUUUGGCGUCGGUGAACGAGGACGGCGUGAGACGUGUGAUUGUGGAAAAUCGAAUCGAAACGGUGUUCGACGCCUCCCUGACGACGCGUGACGUGGAAAAAGAGCCGAUUGUGGCGGCGAAAACGCUGAUUUUGGUAGGCGUAUUCUUACUGUGGACACGGGUAAUGGUACUGUCAAUUUGAAGGGAGUCACCGCUGUCCUUGAUGCCAUCCGCACUUCUCAAUCUCCAGUUCUCUCAUCGUUUGUCCUCGUCUCCGGAGAAGAGGUGUACGGUAGAUCUGCGGUUCGUGUCGAAACCCAACCCCUGGAGCCCAUCUCGUUCCGCGGCUCCGCACAAAUGUCCGUAGAAGCGAUGGCGCACAGUUACGCGGUGAGCUACCGUAUUCCGAUUGUUAUUGGCCGACUGCCAAGUGUUUUGGUGUCGUCUAAACGAGAGUUGGAGCAAGAAACGAGCCGAUUGGGUUUGAGUGCAGGUAUAUUAGCUGUCUGUAGAGAUAUCAAAAACUUGUCAACUGAUAAAAUGUACACAAUUUUCGCAUGAGCAGUUUAUCAGUUGACAACACUUUGAGUUCUCUUCAGCCAACUGAGAUAUUGUAGUUUUAAUGUUUUCAGACACCUUCGUCAACUAUCUAACCCUCGAAGACGCUGCUCAAGGAAUUUUGAGCAUUGCCAAGUUGGCGGACCCCCAAAACGCCGCCAAUGUGCUCAAUAUUUCCAACGCGCUCGAGCAUCGCGUCGGAAAUUUGUCCGAAACUCGUCCAUCCCUAUUUUCUAACGAAAAAGUGAAGAAAGCGAGCGGCUGGAGCCCGAGAGCCGGCGAAUUGACAGUCGAGACUAAAGAGCUGGUGCCAGUUGUUCCGCUUUUUUUGGUUUAUGGAGCAGCCAGGAACCAGUUUUUGGAGUUGGCAAGGGCCGACGGAGUAGAUGUGAAGGUUUCUCAAUUCUCAAUAGAGCGCACUUGCAAACCAUCUUUCAGCAAUCGUCAAUCACAAAUUUGCAAGAAGCGAGCGACAAGACGGUUUCCGAUGAGAUCUCCGCUCUCAAACCGUCUCACUUGAUCUAUUUUUCGAACGAAACCGGUAAGCAAUCGCGCCCCCGUCGCGAAUUAAUUCAAAUUUUCAAUAGAGCCCACUUGCAGACGCGUUCGAAGGCGAUUGUUUCACUCUUCGCACAAACGUCGCCACGAAUCUCUACUUCCCGUGGCUUUUGGCGAGUCUUGCCGAGAAGAAUGCGUUGCAUUUCACUCAUUUCGGCGAUCAAGACGAUAAUAUCGAAACUUCGGCGAACGCGGUCAAGGGACACGCCGGAAAGAUGUUGGCGCAGUUCCAGAACACUCUCAAACUGGGUCAGAAAUGCAAUGACUAUAAAACCGCGUUGGAACUCAUCAAAACGCAUCAGACGGGCGGUCUCAACAAUAACAUUUGA
This is a messenger RNA of Caenorhabditis sp. 36 PRJEB53466, 1627 nucleotides long. The record is from the annotation of a GenBank genome assembly. Lineage: Eukaryota; Metazoa; Nematoda; Chromadorea; Rhabditida; Rhabditidae.